This is a messenger RNA of Fibroporia radiculosa, 4050 nucleotides long. RefSeq lists its product as uncharacterized. Gene Ontology annotation, molecular function: structural constituent of nuclear pore. The coding region runs from base 1 to 4050 and encodes 1349 amino acids. The record is from RefSeq and is a predicted model, not a curated record. Gene Ontology annotation, cellular component: nuclear pore inner ring; nuclear pore. The transcript has 20 exons. Gene Ontology annotation, biological process: protein import into nucleus; RNA export from nucleus; transcription-dependent tethering of RNA polymerase II gene DNA at nuclear periphery. NCBI's taxonomy places the organism in Eukaryota, Fungi, Basidiomycota, Agaricomycetes, Polyporales, Fibroporiaceae.
AUGGUCUCUGCUAGUGCACCGAGAGCAUCGUCCUCGAACCGUCCUAUGAACCUGUCAGGCGACCAAAAUCAAGUACAGCCGACAUCCAAAGUUCUUCCAACACUAGACCUACAUGCUCUACAGAAUGCUAGCCGUGUUUUACAGGACCAGCUAAAUAAAGACGCACAGAUAAUCCCGGAGUUAAAUGAUAUGCUUACGAUUCCUGGCGUUCCUUCGUCUGCGUCCUACAGCGUUUUCCCCGACGACUUUCGCGUUCCAUUCCAGAAAAGGAGACUGGUUGGAAUCCCAGAUGCCCUAUUUCAAUACUACAAUACUACAAGCGUGACUUCACAUAUGGGGCUGAUGCCCGAAAUCGAACGUGUAUGGAUAACCAUUGAUCAUAAUCUGUUCCUGUGGGAUUACAUUGAAGGCCAAGAACUGAGCUCAUAUGUAGACCAGCCCGACGUUAUUACACAUGUGGCACUCGUCAGGCCCAAGGCCGGUGUCUUCAUUGAUGAAAUUACAUUCCUCCUCGUCGUAUGUACUCCGGUCUCUGUACUUUUGAUCGGUUUAUCUGUCAAUCCCGCCACUGGAGCCAACAGUCGAACGCAUAAAGAUAUCAAGCUUUAUGCCACCGAUAUGACAGUCUCGGUUGACGUGGAGAUGACCUCGGUCAUUGGGACACAGGAAGGUCGUAUUUUCAUGUGUGGUGUACAUGAUGGCUGCCUGUACGAGCUACACUACCAAGAAAAGGAGGGGUGGUUCGGCAAGCGAGUGCACAUGCUCAAUCAUUCUGUUGGAGGUGUCCAAAGCCUCAUCCCUCGACUCAGUGCACCAAGGCCUGAAGAUCGUAUCAUUACGGUGGUCUCGGACACAUCACGGGGCUGCUUUUAUACACUGACUGCCAACAACACCGUUUCAAUCUACAAAACGAAUGGUGAUAAAAGCGUGCAGCAUGUGCAUACGUUAUCGAACCUGUAUAAAGCUGCUCAGGAUAAGGCACCUGGGUCACCUGCACUGACUCCUCAGAAAUUCCAGAUAAUCGCCUUGCACAUCAUUGACCAGAAUGAAUCUCGUUCAGGAGUUCAGCUCAUGGCUAUCACUGCGAAUGCAGUGCGUCUUUACUUCUCUCCAAGCUCAGGGUUCAACCAAGGGUUCAUGGUCGGAGGUGGAGCUCAAAGUGCUAUUCGCCCCCUGCAAUUGACGCAUGUACGGCUCCCCCCACCCAAUUUGUUACAUCCAGACGAGCAAUCCGGCCCGCAUCGACCAACAACCACAGGUUACAGCAUCGCGCAGGCUUCGCAACAAUUGACUUCCCGGCCGUAUGUUGUGUCUAAUCUGGAGAAUUCAUGUUACGACGCCGGUCUUCUUGUGGCUGCUGAGCCUGCCGAUGUUGAUGGGACAGAUUAUGUAUUAUGCAUAUCCCCCGAUCUGACUAGAGUCGGUUCGCUCGGACAAGUUCAUGGAGCACCGUCGCAGUUGCAGCUCUCCCAAUUCGCGACUACAUCAUAUUCUAUGGUACCUGGCCCAAGUCGACCGCCUCUGACGGAAAACGCAGCGUUACUAGCCAUCCCUGGUCGGACAUGGGCGAUGGCGCUCGUGCCACGUCCCGUAGACCUCUCGACAACAUCUGUGCCCUCGAAUCUCCCGGUUCCCGUUAUCACAAAUGAACUUGCAUACCAGAUAUCUGAGCCGACAAGACAAUUUAUGAUAUUAACCAAUGUUGGGCUGACGUUUUUGGCGAAGAGAAGGGCUCUUGAUUACCUCAAAGAUGUAAUCGAGGAAUUUCAAGUCGAAGGUAACGCACAACCAUUGAUUGAAUUCAGAGAUAGUUUUGGGCGAGAUCAGACAUGCGCUAUGCUCCUUGCGAUUGCUGGUGGUAAUACGUUUUUGAGUGCCGGCGAACAGGCUUCCAUUGGUUCUAUCAGAACUGUUGGUCCCGAGAUAGCGAUGGUAGCGAAGCAGGCGUUUUAUGACUUCGGAGAGCGACCUAUGUGGGCUGAGCGAGUAACAUAUGGCACGAGUGAAGGCUCUGGAACUGCAAUAUUUAGUGGUCGACGAGAGGGCUUUGCCCUGUACUUUGCUCGUUUGGUCAGACCGUUUUGGAAGGCCAAGCUUACAAAAACCAAUGCGGCGGGACUACAUGAUCUAAAUGUACAGGAUAGUAUUUUGAUUGCCGCUCAGAGGAAUCUACACGCUCUGAAAGAUUUACUUGAUGCAAAUCCUCACUUGUUCCAUUCUAUCCCUGGCGACUACGCCGCCGGGAGGUCAGGAACCAGUAGCGACCUCGAGGCUUGGAAGGCCGAACAUGGCUCGGUUUCCCAGCUGCUGGAUCUCUUGGCGAGAACAGUAGAAGCUAUUUCUUUCGUACUUCUUCUGAGUGAUCAUCAAUUAGGAGAAUUGAUCAGGCAAUGCGAGCCGGCUAUACAGCAAAUUGCUACUUCCAUGACCUUUGAAGACCUAGUCACCGAUGAUAAAGGCGUCACUGCCUCCCGCGCUUUGGUAAAUGUUGUGAUAAACCAGCACAUAGGUCAGCAGAUCAGUGUUGACACGAUCAGCGAGGUUCUGCAGCAGCGAUGUGGCUCCUUCUGCAGUACAGACGAUGUCAUGUUAUAUAAGGCGCGGGAAAAUGUGCGUAAAGCCGUCGAAACCAGAAACCCUGCCGAACGCUCCCGCAAUGUCGAAUUCGAAAAGCUCCGCGAAAUCUGUGGAGAUUAUCAGCAGCUGAAUUAUGCGAAAGGCGCAAUUGUGCUACCAUUACACUGCGCCAAGGUAUACGAUGCUGAUGGUCAGGGUCAAGAGUACUGGAUCGCAGGGUGUCCUGCAAAUGAUUCUAGAUCAAGUUCCUGGGAACGGCGGAUUCAUUGUUACGAGCUGGUCCUCGAUUCUCUGUCAGUGUUUGAAGAGCGUUCUGCACAAGCGAAGCACCCGUCUUCAUCCGGCCUCACUAUUGAGGACCCCGAGCGUGUCAGAAGUCAUGCGUACGAACUCGCGUUCGACAACGAGGACGAGAUGUUCCAUUCUUCCCUCUACGAUUGGCUAAUAAAAAGAAACAUGGCGGAUGAACUCCUGGAGAUGCGCCCGGUGUAUCUUGAAGCGCACCUGAGACGUCCUCCUGUAACCGUUCAGAAAUUCCAACUAUUGUGGCAGUUUUACGUCAAAGAUGGGCAGUCCCUUCGAGCGGCUGAGGUAUUGGGGGCUUUGGCAGAGUCGACUGAAUUCAAUUUGUCACUUGGCACGCGUCUGGAGUACCUGACAUUGGCAAUUGGCAAUGCAAAGUCACAUCCAGUAUCCGCCGGCGGCAGACAUGAAACUGCGAUUGCGUUCCUAACAGACCUCGAAGAGAAGCUUGAGGUUGCACAGGUUCAAUUUGAGCUGUACAAUACUUUGAUUCCUAGAAUCAACGAGCCGGGAGAAAUUGGUGAAAAGGUGCAGCUUCUGUCGACAGGCCUCAUGAAUAUCACAGAGCUAUACCAAGAAUACGCCGAGCCGUUUGAUUUGCCAAUCAUCAAACUUCUUAUCCUCCAUGUCUCAGAGCAUCGGGAUGAGAAUAUUGCUCGACCAAUCUGGAACAAAAUUUUCGAAGAUGCUAUCAAUGGUGGUGAGCCAGAGACGGCCACUGACCGAAUCAUAUCGCAAGUGGUGCCACUAGGGCAGCGCUUUUAUCCUUCUGAGAGUGCCUUUCCCCUUCGGUAUAUUGCCUCGCUGCUCGUACGCUUUGGCCUCACUCGUAAGGGAGCUAUACCGUACGGAUGGGCGCCCCGUGCUUUGGCACAAUGUGGCGUGCCUUAUCCCGAAAUAUGGGAUAUUUGCUAUGAGAUGUACGAGUCUCAGGUGCCACCAUUCAACGAACAAGCAAAUGUGCAGGCGAUAUCUUCCGAUAUCGCUGUGCUAUUGACGGAUUGGAUAGAAGAGGCCAAACGGCCGCAAUCUGCUGCGUCGCGAGGAGAGUUCCCUGUGUACCGGAUAGACCAGGCAAUUGAUCAGUAUCUCGCCGAGCUGGAGCCAAGCCGGACAGUAACAAAAGCCGCUUACGAAAAUUUGAAGCGUCAGCUGCGGCGAAAUUGGUAG